CACAAACGAGCCUUGUGUGCGUGUAGAGUCCGUAACCCCGCGCUGGAUCUGGUGUUCGGCGGGAAUCUGAUCAGGUCGGAUUUGUUCAGUUCGGAGGAGAGAACCCCGCCUUGAUUUGUGUGUGUGUGUGUGUGUCUCUCUCUCUCUCUCUCUCUCUUUGUGUGUAUGUGCGCGCGCUCCGGGUUCGGCGCGGAGAUGCGGUGCUCCUGAGCGCGCGCGGACUAUGCGGGCUGUACGGAGGAGCGCACACCUCGCGCGGCACACCGCUCCGUCUGAACAUCACCGAGCCGAGAGCUCACCAUGGUGGAUCCACUGGAACCCGAGGACCAGAAUAAGAUCAAACGUCCAUAUUUUGAGACCCCGGCUGCAGCGUCUGAAGCCCCCUGUCUUCCUGAGCAGGAUGAAGAUCGGGAAAAGGAAAAGACUGCGCUUGACCCUCAAGAACAAGAAUCCCAAGAACAAAUCACGUCUGAACAAACCCCUCAAGUUAGUCAGUUACAGGACAGUGAACCUGAACAUCCUAAGCUACAUCUGGACCUUUACAACUUCGAUUCCCCAGUUGCAGAAGGCAGCCGUUAUGUGCUGACCAGCCCUCGUUCGCUUGAGGCAUGCGCACGUUGCGGAGUCAAACCAGUGGAACUUCUGCCUCGACUACUGUCUGAUUUUGCACGUGACGCACCAGGUCACAGCAUGCGUGUAGCCACAGGGAUGUUUGAAGUAUACGAAAAGGACAGACAUGCUAAGCUCAGACAGUGCAGAGAUGAACGAGAAAGAAUAGUUCAAGAGGAGAAAAAAAAAGCCCUCCAGGUAGCACUAAACAACGGUAGUAGAUCACAAAAUUCUGAUAAACCUGAAGAUACAACCAGCACUCUAGUGACUAAGCAAACCGGUCAGGGUUCUGUUACGUCCGGUCCCAUUGCCAAAAAGUCACCUGCUAGCAGGGGUCCAUCAAAACUACAAACUACACCAUUGUCACAUCCUGUCUCAAAAACCACACUUCAGUCUUCAGAGCAAUUAGCAAAAACAUCUGCUUCGUGUGCAAGUUCCUCGACUAAAACAAUUACAACUCAGUCCUUAACAGCAAAUCCAGUAAGCACUGGGCGUACUGUGAAAAGGCCAUCUGUAAAACAGCCUAAAUUACUUGCUGCUGAGUCUGCUGAACAGACUCAAGGAUCCAUAUCUCCAAAAUCAACUGCAUCAUCAACAGGGGCACCAGUGCCCAAAAAAACAUCUAGUACCCCAUCUAAGACCGCGAAUACGUUUCCCAGGUCAACACCAAAGCCUCCACCCUUUUCAAGGAUGUCAUCAUCACUUGCGCCAGUUGUGUCGAAAUCGGCAGCACAAAGCCCUGCCAAUGGCAUCACUAGUCCAUUUACUCAGCACAAUGGGCACAUUCUGUCCAUGUCAAGAGUCAGAGAAAGAAGCCAUUCUUUAGAAUCCCUACAGAGAAGAAGGGAAGUGAUUAGCUCUUCUAAUACUUCAACCACUACCACAACAGCAACAACAACCACGUGUGCCUCUUCAGAGUCAGCAUCCUCCUCUUAUAGCUGGGAAGGUGCACGGGAUCACUGGGGUAAGACUUCUAGUCCUCGUGCUCGCACCUUAGCCACCUUUAACUCUCUGAUGGGUCGAAGCUUAAGCUUAGGGGAUCUAAGCCACUCUCCGCAGACUACACAGAAGGUAGAGCGCAUUGUGAAAGAGGUAAAGCGUCGAGGUCUCAUGGCUGUACCAGAACGUGACCGUAAGAUUGCAGCAUUAAUGCUAGCCAGGUUCCAAGAAGAAGAUAUCAUGAGUCAGACCCGCUACGUUGCACAUUUGCAGUGGGACAGCGAACGGCGGAUAGAGGAGCUGCGUCGUGAACGCGAAGACCGUGAUAAACAACGUGUGGUGCUACAGUGUCAGCGAGCUUGGCAGUCACAAGUUUCCACCAGGCAGCGAAGACUCGGGCAGCAGGAACGAGAGGCAGCAGCGGCCAAGUUACGCCGGGUGGCAGAAAAUGAAGAGCGCUGGCGGGAAUUAUCUGAGCAACAAGAGCGAAGCAGGUUACAGAAACUUCAGCAGGCUGCUCGUGAGGAAAAGCUGAAGAAGGCCAUGCAAGAGCAGACCCUAAAGUCCUUGAAAGAAGAGCGGGCUUCUAUCCUGGAACAUGAGAAGGUGCUCAUCAAAGAGAAGCUGACCAUUGCAGAGUUGAAGAGGCAGGAGCGAGAGCACCAGAGGCUGGAGGAGCUUCGUGGACUCAAUCGCGCUGAAAAGCGGCGGCAUACAGCUCUCAUUCAGGAGAUCGAGCGCCGAGAAUCAGAUGAGCGUGAGGAAGCACGGCGGAUAGCAGAACACAAGCUGAGCCGCUCGCUGGAGAACUACGAGCAGAUACAAGAGCAACGAGGGCAAGAGCUACGGGAGAAAGCCAGGCGUGAAGAACAGCAGAUCCUGAAAGCAAGAAAGGCUGCUGAGCAACGUGAGCGGCAACAGAAAGAGCAGAUGGAGGCCCGAGCAAGGGAAGCAGUGAAGCGGGCAGAGCAGGCCGCCAUGGUAGCAGAGGAGAGGGCUAAAGAAAAAGCCCAACGUGCUGUCCAGAACAGACUGGAGAAGGAACGCCUUCAGAGACUAAAUCGUCAGAAAGUGGAGGAGGAGGAGAAGCAGAGGCGUCUGGAGUUACUCCAAUCAAUAGAGCGCAAGCUAGAGAAAAGCGAACAAAUAUUCCGUGAAAAACGUGCUGUGUUAGAAAGUGCCCGCUCCGUAGCACGUGCCUCCUUCCAUGUCCGGGACCGCGUACGAGAAGAGACCAACCAGCGCACCUUUGACAAGAUGGUCCUGGAAGCACAGUUAAAGGCUAGUUUGGAUGAAAAGUGAGAUCUGCAUUUACCUACUACUGGAAACGAGCAGCUUGAGCCUCCAUGGAAGAAAUCCUCAUUACAGAAAUGGACCCACAGCUUUGCUGAAGCAAACCCCUUCACAAAGUCAUGUUUUUUUUCUUCCAACUUUUGAUCCAUUUAUCAUGAAUGAAAUACGUUUCUCUUAGUUUUUUGUCACCAGUGCUUGCUGGUUGUGUGUGGGUGAGUCGCUUGCAGUGGUAUGCCUGUUUUUCCAACAUGGCAAAUAGCUAAAUGUAUCUGAAGACUGUUCAUAAAGAGUUUGUUGUUUAUAGUUACAGUAGCAAGUCGCCGUUUCAUCAUUGAAGACUUAUUUUGUUAUAAAUCUGUACAAAUAAGAGUCUAGAGUGCGUCAAAAGAUGCAAGAAGAAGAUUUUGUAGGAAACCCCCAUCGGACAACUGCUGACGCUAAACCAGGACUUGCCUACGGGUGACAGACAAUGCUGACAAAACAGUGUUUGCGAGAGGACGUAGCAAAAAGUGACCUCAGCAGAGUUCAGUUUCUGAUGAAGCAGCGAAGUGUUGGUUCAGCAUCAGGAUCCAGGAACCUGCGCUGACAUCAUGCAUUCACUCACAAUCGGGUGUGAAGAUGAUGAAGGUGGCAUCCACUGCGUAAGCUGCAGACUUUUCCCAAUAACAUGCACAAGAAUGCUGAUACCUGAGAUCUCAUAUUCCUCUCCUAUAUAACUGUAACAGUGGUUAGAACACCUGUGACUUAAAUAAGCAUUAAAAUAGUUUAUAUUUUCUGAUGCACAUCUACAGUACAGAGACAGGAGACAGGCAUGGAGAAAAUAUUUACACGGGAUACAUCAACAGCCAUGUCAUUAUCAUUCACCGACACACGUCAUUGCUGGAUCUCUGUUACAGAUUUAAAAAUGGAAAAAUAGCAUUAUUUGGCCCAAAAAAAUAAAAAACUAAACUAAAGGUAUACUGUGGAAUGAAUUGUGCUUUCAUAUUUUCCAUCAUGCUUCUGCUGUUUCGAUUUAGAUUGGCUAUACAGGGUAUUUUUAUUGGAUAAAAUUAAAACAUAAACAUUAAUAUCUUGCAUUAAAUUGUGUAAAAUAGAGUAAAACCCGCAAGACGGAUGAAUAUCGGCUGCCAUGUUCUCAAGAUGAUUGAGUAUUUUGGGAAACGGAGUAGGAGCCGUUGCCUAGUACAAUAAACCUAAGAUGCUGCUAGGUCUAGCGCAGCAGUAUUAUGAGCUUGUGUGUGUAUCAGUCACUGUACAUGCUGUACGUAUUGGUCCAACGUCACAUUUUAAAACUCACAAGACUUAAAAUAUUAGGCUCCCACCAAGAAAAAAAAAAAAGAAGAACAUCAACAUGAAGAAGCUGGGUGUGCACACACAAAACUUAACAGACUGAUCUGUUUAAAAUAAAUGAUCUAACCUGCUUAAAACAGUUUUUGUGGAUUGGAUGCUGUAUGAAUGAAUGAUUAAA
Clarias gariepinus (North African catfish) is the source of this 4309-nucleotide messenger RNA. It is a transcript of the gene ccdc177, whose product is annotated as coiled-coil domain containing 177. The transcript is spliced from 3 exons. Bases 301 to 2850 code for a protein of 849 amino acids. The record is from RefSeq and is a predicted model, not a curated record. Lineage: Eukaryota; Metazoa; Chordata; Actinopteri; Siluriformes; Clariidae.